AUGAACAUGAAAGAGUCAGAAGAAGAUGGAUACAUUCUCUUGACUAACAAGGCACUGGGCUCCAAUUACGGCGUACAAGUUGAUAUUCCGAAGCAUAUGUCCGAAAUCGAUGGCUACGUCGACAGCUUGCAACACGUACUUUCGCCACUGAACAAGUUCAUACAUGAUAAUCCCGAACUUGCGUUCAAGGAGUACAAAGCACACGAUGCACUCACAAAAUUCAUGCGAUCCCAAAAUGGCUGGAUAGUCACGCCCAACGCCUACGGGAUAGAGACAGCAUGGACAGCAACCUUCGACACUGGUAGGGAAGGUCCCGUCGUUUCAUUCAAUGCCGAAAUGGAUGCUCUUCCAGGUAUUGGUCACGCCUGCGGCCAUAAUCUUAUCGCAAUUGCAUCUGUGGCGGCUGCUCUCGCAACAGCACAUAUCCUAUCAGACCAUGGUUUCCCGGGCUCGAUACACCUUAUUGGCACUCCCGGCGAGGAAAACCCUUCUCCUACAGGCGGAAAGAUUCUACUUCUAGAAGCAGGUGCUUACGACCACGUGGACGUUAGUCUCAUCUCCCACCCAGGUCUCUUCAACAACAGCGCGCUCGUCCGAACCACAGCUUUCGCACGACUAGAGGUCGAGUAUUAUGGCAAGGCAGCCCACGCCGCCAACAGCCCGUGGCUCGGCAUCAACGCCCUAGAUGCCCUCAUCAUCGCGUACAAUGCUGUCAGCGUCCUCCGCCAACAAAUACGGCCAGACGACAUCGUCGGGAUGCACAUCACUAACGGCGGCGCAGCACCCAAUAUCAUCCACGCCUACGCCGCAGGAGCCCUAGUCAUACGCGCACCCAGCUCCACCCGCCUUGAGGUCCUCCAGAAGAAAGUCGAAGCGUGUCUCCGCGCCGGGGCAGAAGCCACCGGUGCCCGCGUCGAGGUCAAGCUAACGCCAGGAUACGCAGACCACGUCCCCAACCGCGUCCUCGCUGCGAGCUACACGCGGUACUUCAACGCUCUGCCGAACGUUCCAGACCCACCUAUCCCCCCACUCACCCAAUAUACAUACGUGAAAGCUUCCACUGACCAGGGUAACUUGAGCUACCACCUUCCGAGCGUGAACGCAAGCUUUUCUAUACCUGCCGGGCCGGAGGGUGGGGCGAAUCAUUCUAGAGACUUUGAGAUUGCGAGCGGGACGAGGGAGGCGUUUGAGAGGGCGUUGAGGGUGGGGAAGGCGUUGGCGGGCGUUGCGGUGGAUGUGUGCAGUGACCCUAAGUUGCUUGCAAACGUGAAGGAGGAAUGGAGAAGGGAUGUUGAGAAUGCAAAGAAUGUAGAUUAG
Molecule: messenger RNA, 1317 nt
Organism: Didymosphaeria variabile
Lineage: Eukaryota; Fungi; Ascomycota; Dothideomycetes; Pleosporales; Didymosphaeriaceae
Exons: 2
Coding region: 1-1317 (438 amino acids)
Molecular function (GO): dipeptidase activity
Source: RefSeq, a predicted model, not a curated record